Molecule: messenger RNA, 1185 nt
Organism: Closterium sp. Yama58-4
Lineage: Eukaryota; Viridiplantae; Streptophyta; Zygnematophyceae; Desmidiales; Closteriaceae
Source: the annotation of a GenBank genome assembly
AUGUGGGCCGGCGGGAAGAUUGCUGGGUUCGCGAUAAGGUCAGCAGCAGCAUUAGCGACCAAAGUGGAGCUACAGAGCAUGAUCCCCAUAGUGGUAGUCGAAACAGCCUUUUCCGCCCCCCGCCGCGCCCCGCCGUCUCUCCCCUCGCCGGCCCCCGCCGUCCGUGUUAAAGCAACGGGAGGGCUUGUAGCGGGGGCCGAGGGAACAUCGUCAUACCAGCAGGUAACAAAACCAUUGCAUCCCUCCCGCUCUAACGGCACGUUCUCCUCUUUCUCUUCCGUGCUGGUUUCGUUCUCUUCUAUCGUGCUGGUUUCGUUCUCUUAUAUCGUGCUGGUUUCGUUCUCUUCUAUCGUGCUGGUUUCGUUCUCUUCUAUCGUGCUGGUUUCGUUCUCUUAUAUCGUGCUGGUUUCGUUCUCUUCUAUCGUGCUGGUUUCGUUCUCUUCUAUCGUGCUGGUUUCGUUCUCUUCUAUCCGUGCUGUAGCUGCAUCUGGCGAUCAUCCACAGCAUCCCCUUGCCACUUUUUCUCCUUCUAGCAACUUGCUGAUUCUCCUUUCUCCCUCCUCUGCAGAGCGCUGGCAGUACGUGCAGCAGCAGCUGGCAAUCAUUCGCAGCCAAAUACCUCCACCGACGCUCAAAUCGCCCCCACCACAGCCACAGUUGGUGUGGCAGAAAACAACGCCAUCAUCACCAUCACCGUCACCAUCACCAUCACCACCAACACCAUCAGCAACCCCAUCAAUCGAUGGGGGAGUGUUUGCAGCAGCAGGAACGCGUCUAGGGAAGGAUACCACUCAAGACGACUCUCCUUACAGGAAACCCGGGCUGCUUCGGCCAGAGCAACCAGAUCUGGUCCUACCACCAACGGGGAACACAGCAGCGCUGAUGACAGGGCAGCAGGAUACAGUGAAUCUGGACAAGGGCGGCGAGGAGCAGCGCACAGAGGAGUGGUACGCUCUGAGAGCCAACCGGCUGACAGCCAGCGCGUUUGAGAAGGCCGUGGGGUUCUUUCCGGGGGGCCGGCAGCAGUUGUGGGAGGAGAAACUGGGUCUGAGGGCGCCGUUCGCUGGGAAUGAGGCGACCGCGUGGGGGCAGGGGAGGGAGGAGGAGGCUCUGAGGGAGUAUGAACGGCUGACAGGGGGGCAGGUCGAGCACAGGUCGUUCCAGGUGAGGGCGUGUGUGGUGUAA